Messenger RNA from Colletotrichum fioriniae, 561 nucleotides. Lineage: Eukaryota; Fungi; Ascomycota; Sordariomycetes; Glomerellales; Glomerellaceae. The record is from RefSeq and is a predicted model, not a curated record.
CACCUCUUCUCCGUCGACACAAACACAACCCUUCCCCCUCCCUCGCCGCGCGUGAAGGACAACAACACCGCAAACCUCAACGACUCUUCUUCUUCCUUCACGAAGAUCUACAAAAUCCGCGCCGCCCCCUCGGCACCAGAAAUAACCUCCCUCCCCCCUCAACCCCUGCUCGGCAAAUUCAUCAAAAUCGACGACUCCCUCGGUCCCAAAGACGACCCCAGGCGCAUACAGGCAAUGGACUACAACAACCACCUCGCGGCCGCGCGCCUCCGCAACCUCAAGAACCGCAACAACGUCGCCGCGAUGCGCAGCCGGAACCGUCGGGACCGCGCCGCCGUGCUCCGCGCCGAGGACGCGAGCUUCGCCAAAGCAGAGUGUCGGUACUGGAAGGCCAGAGCUAUUGCCGCGGGUGCGGAUCCCAGGGGGUGGGAGUAUUUGCCGGACGUGGCCAAGGAGGCCGUCGCUGCGGAUUAUCGUAUUGACGCGUUGGAUUUCUUUCAGGACGUGGGCGAGGUUGCGCCUGCGACGCCCAAGAAGGUUCUGGCGAAGAGAAAGCGUUGA